AUGGCCCGGCUGCUCCAAGGGCUCCCCGGGCUGCUGGUUAAAAGUGCGACUCCCCCGACCGAUGCUGGGGGCCCCGGGAGCGGCCGCCGGGCCAGGGCUGCUCACACCCACACAGUUAAAGAUGUGGGGUCUCUGACUAGAUAUGAUGACACAGCUGUCAUCACUGAUUGGCAAAAGAAAUUGACUCCGGAACAGUUCUAUAUCACAAGAGAAAAAGGAACUGAACUGCCAUUUACUGGAAUCUAUCUGAAUAACAGAGAUCCAGGAAUGUACCAUUGUGUGUGCUGUAAUGCCCCAUUGUUCAGGUCUUGGAUGUUUGUCCACACUUUGUCUGACCCGAUGCCUCAUCAUGUAGCAGAGUGUGAUGCCCAUCUUGGUCAUGUGUUUGAUGAUGGUCCCAGACCUUCUGGACAAAGGUUCUGUAUCAACAGUGUUUCGUUAACCUUUAAACCAAGCUUAGACUAG
Terrapene triunguis (Three-toed box turtle) is the source of this 465-nucleotide messenger RNA. RefSeq names its product methionine sulfoxide reductase B2 (gene MSRB2). The transcript is spliced from 5 exons. The record is from RefSeq and is a predicted model, not a curated record. Bases 1 to 465 code for a protein of 154 amino acids. Lineage: Eukaryota; Metazoa; Chordata; Testudines; Emydidae. Gene Ontology annotation, biological process: response to oxidative stress; protein repair. Gene Ontology annotation, molecular function: peptide-methionine (R)-S-oxide reductase activity. Gene Ontology annotation, cellular component: cytoplasm.